CCCGGCAACGGCCGCGCCUCGGCGGUUGGGCGGGGCGAGGCCGCCAUGGCGGCGGUGGGCAAGACCAUGGCCUACGGGCACAGCGAGAGCGGUGGCGGCCGCGGCGGCUUCCUGGGGGCGCGGGUGCCGGCCGAGGUGGAGGCCAUGGCCCGGGCCGUGCGGGACGUGGACAAGGAGACUUUCCGGCGGCUUCUCAAAGUCACUGUAAAUGCAUUGGAAGGAAAAGAUUGCAAAGAAUCUGUCAAGCUGAUUGCAGAAAGCACUAAUCUCUCAGAAGAGCAGCUUGCUUUCCUCAUUUCUGGCAUGUACACCCUUCUUCGAGAAGCUUUGAGACUCCCCUUAUCAACUUUCAAGCAAGAAGUUUUUAAAGAAGACCUGAAGGAGCUCAGGAUACCAGAAGAUUUCAUCGCGGACUUUUCCAGUAUAGUCUUUGGUAACAGACGUCCUGUUUCUGAAGGCACAGCACAAAGAAGUAGGCUGCCAAGUGUCCAGGACUUUAAGUGGAGAGUGGACGUGGCUAUAUCCACAAGUUCAUUGGCCCGUGCACUUCAACCAUCCAUUUUAAUGCUGUUGAAGCUUUCAGAUGGGACAGCUCAUCGCUUUGAAGUGCCUGUUGCAAAGUUUCAAGAACUGAGAUACAAUGUUGCCCUUAUACUGAAGGAAAUGAAUGAUUUGGAAAAAAGAAGCAUACUGAAGAUCCAGGACUGAACACAUCCAAAUUGUGAGCUUACAGAUUUGAAACCCUCAGCAAGGUUUGUGAAUGCCAAAGCAGAGAAACAGCACCAUUUUGCCAGUCUGAAUUGCAGUGUAGCAUUUAUGAUGUCUGCUGUAAAUAUUUUUUCAAUUGAAGUGUUAAAAGCACCAGCUCUUUUCUUAAGACUUAGGAAAAACAAGAAAUAUAUUGAUGAAAAAGUAUAAUCCUGUUUGCGAGCGUUUUUGCAUGAUUCAUCAAAACAUUUUUUAAAUAACUGUCUUAAUAGAUGUAAGAGCCAUUUCUUCCUGAUUAUGAUUCAUCACUCUAAUUAUUUUUGAAAGCCUGCUACCGGAAACCCCAUCAAUGUGUAUCGUAAGAAAGCUCUGCAAUGUCUCAAAUAAAAUAAAUAAAUAAAUAAAUAAAAAAC
Molecule: messenger RNA, 1121 nt
Organism: Dromaius novaehollandiae (emu)
Lineage: Eukaryota; Metazoa; Chordata; Aves; Casuariiformes; Dromaiidae
Gene: COMMD5
Product: COMM domain containing 5
Exons: 7
Coding region: 46-708 (220 amino acids)
Cellular component (GO): nucleus
Source: RefSeq, a predicted model, not a curated record